This is a messenger RNA of Klebsormidium nitens, 4707 nucleotides long. Lineage: Eukaryota; Viridiplantae; Streptophyta; Klebsormidiophyceae; Klebsormidiales; Klebsormidiaceae. The record is from the annotation of a GenBank genome assembly.
GGACGUUUUGCCUUUCUGCUGGAAGACUGUCCAUGCAGACGAUCAGAGUGUGCAAUGGCGGCUUCAUCAUUUUUCUGAGGACCUUUGAAGCUCAAGAGGUCGAGGUCCUUUCGUGAGUUGAGUUCAGAGAUGAGGUGCGCUACAGUAAGCGGAAGCGUUCUUCAUACAGAGCACAGCGUCUCGUCCCGCUGGGCGCCAAGAUGUUGGAGCGAUAUGGCGGGCGCUGGUGCCGGCAGUCCAGUCAUCAUGACAGAGCAGCGCAUUCAAACGAUCGUUUCAAUGACUGUCCGCAGCUUGCGGACAGCUUCCGUUCCGCAAACAGCAAAGCAUUUGCAAAGUUUUGGCCUACGACCAGAGUGUGCCGCACUGUCGGUGAGAGCGCCGUGUCGGCUGCGAGAAGGUCCAACCAAGAGGAGGAAGGUGCCCUUUAGGCUCGGGAAGAACCUCAGGGUGGCGGCGAUGAAUGAAGGGGACGAGUAUGAAAGGAGAGCUUCAGGAACAGACUCGCUCUUGGAUGCUCUCAGAGGUGCUGAGACGACUUUCGCAGAGCGGGGGCGAAGGUCGCCACCACGUUCGGAUGACACUUACUCAAACGAUCAGGAAGAGACGAAUGCUAGGACAGGUGGUCUUCUGGAAGCUCUGCGUGCUCUGGAGCACAAGCGGCUACCGAAAGGCAGCAAUGAUGCUGGUGUAGGCUUAAAGUCUCCCUUUGCCCCUUCCAGUCAAGGCCCACAGCCUCCUUUUCCAAGUUCCGUGGGGCCUAGCAGGCAGUCUAAAUCACGGGCGAUGGUUGAGGUGGGUAGUCUGGUAGACGUGGUCGUCAAGAAGGACCAGGUGAAUGGCCGUCUGACGAGGGGGUUGGUGGCAAAGAUCCUCACCAACAGUGCUGACCACCCUUGGGGAAUCAAGGUAAGGUUGAAGGGCGGGGAGGUCGGACGGAUUCACGAGAUCAUUUCCCCUCCUUCUAGUUCCACGUCCUGGCAGGAUGAGGAGAACCUCCGGGGCGGUUCACCGGAGCCCGUUGCAGAGGACGGCAACGACGAUGAUAAGGAGAGUUCGAGUGGAAGGACAGCAGUGGAUUCAAAAGGGGACAGAAAGCAAGGGGCAAGUAGUGUGCGGGACACCAAGAUAUUCCUAACGGGCCUGUCAAGGGAGGCGACAAAUGAGGACCUACAAGAAGCGUUGCGGGGGGUCGACGGAGUGCGAAACGCGUUUGUGGUCCUAAACAAGCAGAAGCAGUGCCAGGGGUACGGUUUUGUGCAACUGGAGGGAGACGUCGAACAGGGGCUCGCAAUCAUGAACGAGGUGGAGGUUCGGGGACAAAAGCUGAUUGCAGCGGUCUCCAUAGAGAAGAAGCAGAAGGCGAGCGGAGUGCCUCCUGCCGAGACGGUGGCUGACGUCGACGGCAGUCGAGCAGCGAAAGAGAAAGAGGGGCCUCAACUGAAGCGGCCAGCGAACGGCCAGCCGUCCAAGGAUGGGGCGAGGCUACUCCUAGAAGCUUUCCGGGGAAUGCAGGAGAAACGAGCGGCGAAACCCGCCCGGGCUCGAAAACGGGGUGGGCGGGGCGGCGGUCGGAUUCGGACGGGAGAGGACGAAGACAGUGACGAUAACGAAGAGCUGGCGUCUUCUGCGAUGGGGGACGAGGCUGACAUCUCUGAGGAUGAUGAGAACGGGUCGGGAGAGCCACGUGUGAUCACCAUCAGUGAUGAUAGUCCUAGAACGACAGACCCUAACCAGCCUAGUAUGGGUCAACUCGUUAUGGCAGCCAUGGAAAGAGCACGAGAGCAGAAGGGCAUCGAGAAAAGUUCGGCUGCAGUUGCUUCGACGAAGGGCGUAGCAGUUUUAAGAGGUCGCGUCGUGUCCCAAAGCCCGCUUUCCUCGUACAACCCUGGCCGUACCACAGCCACUCAGAAGGUUGCUCGGGGAGAUGACAUAGACGCUCAUCCAAACCCCUGGCGCGAGCGCGCGCAGGGCGCGCGCACGAUCAGAGAAGUGGGCACUUCUUUGCUGGAGUUAGAAGAGGGCCUCAGGGCUCACUAUCAGGCGGACUCUCCUCUGAUUGACCGCGCGGUGUGGCGGCAAAAGAUUGCGGGUCUCCACACCUACGAAGGGUUGGCCAAGCAGAUCAAGCUAUUCAAGGACGCGGUUGACAGCCUUCCCCCCAUCCCGGAGAGUCCCCGUGGGCCUAUCAAGCGCCGCCUUAAGCUCGAGGUGCCCAAAGCGGCUGAAGAUACCAAACAGCCAAAGAAAACAUCUCUCCCUUCGGACAGCUCCGAUGAUGAGAUUCAGUUCGAUGGGGAGUUCGAGGGUGCUGGUCAGGGUAGAGGUAGAUUAGGGAAGGGGGAAAAGAAUACGAAGGAAACUGAUUCCUUGGAGAUUCCUCCUUGUGCCGGGAAGAAAGCGCGUCUAAGUAGAGAUUCGGACGAGUUCGAGGCGUCCGCGAUCGUUGGGAAAGGGUUGAAAUCGGAUACUCGGUUGAAAGGGGGAGAGGGGUUGAAAAGGACAGGGGAGGACGAACUGGUAGGACUGCUCGCGGCGAUCAAGAAGAAUAAGUCCGGCGCCCGGCAAGGGGAACUUGAAAUCGCGGAAGGGGGACUCGAAACCGCGGAAAUGAAGGGGGGAAAGAGCGAGGAGGACGAGUCCGAGGACGAGGACGAGUUUGAGAAGCGGUACGCCGGAAUUCCGGUCACCGCUGAGGAGGCGCGGCUCGGGAGCGGAAACUUCGGCGCGCUUGUUUCCGGCGACGCUAGCCCCGAGUCCGGGCCAAUCAGUGGUCACCGCUCAGACGAGUCGCCGCCGCCCGUUCCGGUCGGUCCAGGCCUGAAGCGGAAGCGGAGCACAGCGGACCUCUUGCGGAGGCGCACCAGCGGAUCGCUGUCGGAAGGUCCAAAGCAGCAGAAGACGAGCAGCGACGACGCUGACGUGAACUCUCCGCGCACGGCGGCCGCGAGCGACGAGGCGCUGUCCCCCGGACCGUCCCAGGCCAGGUCCGAGUCGCCCGUCGAAAGCGAGCAAGCUGAAGAAGUUGACGAGGACUUCGACGCCGAGGAGGAGGAGGAAGAGGCAGAGAUGGAGGAGGAUGAGCCGCCGAAGAAGGAGCCUGCGAAGAACCGGUCGCACAAGAAGAAGACCCCCCCCGCCACGAAGGGGCCGAAGAAGGGGGGAAAGCUGCCCGGAAAGAAGCACUCCGCCCGGGAUGGGUUGGCGAAGCCGCUGGCGCUCGACGUCGCGACGAUUCGAGGCCGCCUGCGGGCUCCCCCUGCACCUUCUCUGACGCCCCAGACUCCCGCCAAGGGCGAGUCGAAGGCCACGACCGAGACGGCGACCUCCCAGAAGGACAAGAAGAAGGAAGGGUCGCCCGUCGUUCUGAAGCUGCCCAAAGAGAUGAGGGGCCGCUGGUCUACAGAGAGGUACAAGACGGCGCAGCUGAAGCUGGUGGACAUUAUGCACCGCCGCGGCGCGGGUCCCGAGAAGCCCAUCCUGCGCCAGAUUCUGCGAGAGGAGGCGCGCAAGGACAUCGGGGACACAGGGCUGCUAGACCACUUGCUCAAGCACAUGACGGACACGGUGGUGGGCACCGACGAGCGGUUCCGGCGGCGGCACAACCCGGAGGGCCACAUGGAGUACUGGCUGGAGGCGGAGCACCUGCUGGAGCUGCGCAAGACCGCGGGCCUCGACCCCACCAGCCCCAUGCUCGUCCCGCUCAACCCCGCCAUGUGGCCCAACCACCUGCACGUCGGCGGCGCGGCCGCCGCGCAGAUCACGAAGACUCCUCAAGACGUGGCUGAAGCUAAGAAAGCGAGCAAGGAGGCAAAGGACCUGCGCGCGAGCGUGUCGGGCUUACGGGAGGAGGUCCAGAGGCUGAGCCAGAAGGUGAAGAACGCCGAGCGCCGCGCGAUCCAGCGCGAGGAGACGCGCGAGAAGGACGCGCGCGGCGCGCUCGACGAGGUCAAGGAGGAGGUCGGGCGAGUGGAGGAGCGCGCGAGGAGGCGCGUGCAGCUCGUCCGGCAGAGCAUCCAGUCCAUCCGCGACGAGCUUGCCGAGGUGAGGGACGAGCAGCAGCGCCAGGCGGCCGCGGUCAGGGACGACGCGGCCGCGCGUAAGGCUGCGGAGACCGAGGGCAAAAGGGCGGCCGAGGUGGAGAAGGAGGAGAUUAAGGAGCGAGAGCAGCGCGCGCGCGAAGAAAUAGAGGCGCGGGUGGAGAGUGUGAAAGGGGAGGCGGACAAGCGGGCGGCUGGGCUGGAGAAGAAGAUCUCUGACCUCCAGAAGAAGCUCGAGGACACAACCACUGCUCUGGAGACUGACAUCGCCCGCGCCCUGGAAGAGGCACGUGGCCGCCUGGAGGCAAUCUUCCUGGACCGUCAGGAGAUGCGCGGAGACAUCAACAAACUGGUGGAACUCAUUGCAGGGCUACAGGCCCGCUACCCCGGUGCCACCGGGCAGCCCAACCGUGCGACUUUUCCGGCCACCACGAGUCUUUACCUGCCAACCAUUCCCCCGACUAACGGAGCGGUACCGCGCGGAAUCUUCCACCAGGGCAUGCCGCGUGCCGCACCGCCUUCCCAGUUUCCGCCGGAAGCUGGCAACCGGAUUAACAGUCACUCUCAAGGGCGCAGUAAUGGUACCCCGGUACCGGGCGGCCGCUCUGAAAUACUCCCGGCGGCGUUGCAGAACGGUGUGAACACUUCCGGUGCGAAUCCGCAUUGA